This is a messenger RNA of Cuscuta epithymum, 1537 nucleotides long. The record is from the annotation of a GenBank genome assembly. NCBI's taxonomy places the organism in Eukaryota, Viridiplantae, Streptophyta, Magnoliopsida, Solanales, Convolvulaceae.
CUUUCACUCACCUAUAAAUUUAUUGUUCAAAACCCUAGCCCCAUAAAUCGUUGCGCGUAUACUCUUUCGCUCUCAGAGUGCAGGCGUAGAUAUCCGCAGCCAAGGUAAACGGAAGCAUGGCGACUUCACCGGUGGAGCACGUUCAAUGUUUCGGGCGUAAGAAGACGGCGGUGGCCGUGACCCACUGCAAGCGCGGCCGUGGACUGAUCAAGAUCAACGGAACACCGAUCGAGCUGAUCCAGCCUGAGAUCCUCCGUUACAAGGCCUGUGAGCCUAUCCUCCUAUUGGGCCGCCACCGCUUCGCCGGCGUGGACAUGCGCAUCCGUGUCAAUGGAGGAGGUCACACAGCUCAAAUCUACGCCAUUCGUCAAUCCAUCGCCAAGGCCCUCGUAGCCUUUUACCAGAAGUAUGUCGACGAGCAAUCGAAGAAAGAGAUCAAGGACAUCCUCGUUCGCUAUGACAGGACAUUGCUUGUUGCGGAUCCAAGGCGCUGCGAGCCCAAGAAGUUUGGUGGACGUGGUGCUCGUUCCAGGUUCCAGAAAUCCUACCGUUAAUUGGCAGUUUGGAAGUCUAAUACAAAGUGGUUGUGCUAUCUCGUUUAGUAAGCCGUCCGUUCAAGUUUUGGUUUAUCUGCUCUAAUGAACUUUUGAUUAUUAUUUCAGCUUUUGUGGAACUCAUUCUGAAGUUUUAAACUAUGGUUAUUGUGUUUCUCAUUUACUUUCCGUUUACAUGUGUUUGAUACCUAAAUAUUUCCGUCUGUGAUGAAGUCUGCUGUUGAAAUGCUGCACUUAAUCAGCGAUGAAGCAUAUGUGUUUUCAAUAUCUGCUAUUUACAUUAGCUGUUUCUAUUAGUAAUCCAAUUUUGUAACAUUUUCAGCAUAUUCUUUCAAAAUAACUAGGUUUUGUUUGGGUGUUUAUUUGGCUGAUAAGCUGAGAUUGAUUUAGAUUGGGAUCCUCUGCCGUGCGGGCAGAGUGUCUUUGGGCAGGGAGGCCAUCCGAUAAGUUGAAAUAUUGAUCAGACGACUCCCGAAAGCCGGGCAUGGUACCUUGCUUGAAAGUAAGGCAGAGAAACGGGAUCGGAUUGAUUUAUGAAUGUUUUUUCCUUCUUUUCAGUCUGAUAACCACACCAAACAGGCUUUCAGUAAAUCAAUUCGUUUUUUUAUAUGUAUGAGCAUCUGAUACCAGACUAUGUUAUAGGAUACAUUAAAAUGAUUAUGCAUUGUUGUGCUUAUCUUGUGUAAGAACCUUCUACUGGACAGGGUUUUAUUUGAAUGGGCACUUAAAGACUUACUUGUGUUGGCCGUUUGUAGUUAUUGAUUCCUCUAAGCUUAAUUUUUCUUUCACAAUGUGUUACCGGUUUCUUUUUAUUACAAAAAAUUGAGUUUUUUAUAAAAUCUAGGUUUGUCUGAUCGAACAUCCAAAAAUAUUACUCCACUAGUAAGAAUUUGAAUGUUAAAUUAUUUUCAGAUGUUCUUUUUAACAUUUUCUCUUGGAUAAACGUCAAUUUAGGAUUUAAUAACCUUAUUUUAAAGAACCAC